This is a messenger RNA of Trametes versicolor FP-101664 SS1, 3193 nucleotides long. Its product is annotated as DNase I-like protein. The coding region runs from base 1 to 3048 and encodes 1015 amino acids. The transcript is spliced from 24 exons. Gene Ontology annotation, molecular function: phosphatidylinositol-4,5-bisphosphate 5-phosphatase activity. The record is from RefSeq and is a predicted model, not a curated record. NCBI's taxonomy places the organism in Eukaryota, Fungi, Basidiomycota, Agaricomycetes, Polyporales, Polyporaceae. Gene Ontology annotation, biological process: phosphatidylinositol dephosphorylation; signal transduction.
AUGUCGCAAGCGGUACCGGCGGCCAUGGACGUCGUGCAAGACCUCAUCCGGGCGACGGAAGAGGCCAAGGUCGCGAUCGAGGCGCGGUCUUCGCCCAGGAACGACACGGACUCCGAGACAUGGUCUAGUGCUAGUGACACACCCGUAGUGCAGAGGAGGAAGAUCCUCGCCGUGGUGUCGCACCUGAGCCCGAACGGCAAAUUCGAGCAGGGAUGUGUCUUUGUACUCAGCGAGAAGCCGCCGCAAAUACACGCUAUCUCAGGGCAGUUCUUGGUAGAACAUGCGUUCCCGGUAGUGGACGAUUUUUCCAUUUCCAUGUCGCAGCCGCGUAGGGCGACCAUGGACUUGUCUUCGCCGCCGCCUGGCGGGACGCUCACCCCCAGUCAGGCGAGAACGGAGCUCACGGUGACUAUCAAUCCCGGACAAGGCAGCCCGUUUCACUCUAUCGCCCUCCAGACGAACGACAUCCCCGGUCUGCGCCAAGUGUUGGUGGAAUGCCGGCGCCUCAAAGAAGCCUUGGCGACGGAGACGGACGAUGACUACGACUUCGAGCCGUUCGCGUGGCUGGGGCCCUACCUCGCGGACAACGCGUUGCCGCCGCUCCUGUCGCCCAUCCCCCCUGAUCUGCGGAAGAUCAGGAAGCCGACGCACGUCCGCCUGUCGGCGGCGAGCGCCGGCCUGCCCGGGAACGAUAUCGCAGAUAUAGAGAUGGUUCGCGAAGAUUGGAUGCGCACGAAGGUCGAGGAAGAUGUGUUCGCGCGAUGCGAGAAGGCGGAGCUCAGGAUCCGCGUCGGAACGUUCAAUGUGAACGGAAAACUUCCUUCACAGGACCUUUCGGCAUGGGUGCGGGGGCAGUUCGAGCGUCCGGCGUCGACAUUCAUUCCGCCGAUCCAAGACUUCUCGCCUCUCUCCCUUGGCGAUGGAAAGAAGGACCCUAUCGAGGAGCGGAUGGAGGCCAUCGACAUCAGCGAAGCCUCUCAGGGACACGAUGCGUCGCACUCUAAAUCAUUGUCAUUGGCCUCGGAGGGUGGAACAUUUGUCGAAGUACCGGUGGAUGCAACAUCUGAGGAAACCGCCGCCCCUUCGAACGUCUUGGAGGAUCACAACGAUCCCGACAUGCUUGUGCUCGGCUUCCAGGAACUUGAUCUGUCCACAGAGGCAUUGCUUUAUUCCACGAAAACUGUCCGCGAGGAUGCAUGGUGUAUGGCCGUGUUCGCAGGGCUAGGAGAGAAGGCCGUCCUGUACGAAAAGCUUGUGUCUAAACAGUUGGUCGGCAUGUUGCUCGUAAUCGUCAUCAAGAAGCGUCUACACGCCUGCUUUAGCGAGAUUAUGACAUCCUCCGUGGGUGCGGGUAUUAUGGGCAUCAUGGGCAACAAGGGCGCCACUGCGGUCCGGCUUCUGUUCACACCGACGCCGUUCCCGGCCAGCGCCGGGGAGUACGAGGGAAAACCUGCCACAUUGACCUUUGUCAACACGCAUCUCGCGGCGUUUGACGAGAUGUUCGAGAAGCGUAAUGCGGAUUUCCACGACCUAUCAAAGAGGCUUCAGUUUGACUCCGGGAUCCCGGCGGACGACUCGACAGCGCCGAACGGCGGCUAUGGGCCAUCGACUGUGCAGUUGAAUAUAUUUGAGACGGACGUGCUUUUUUGGCUAGUAGACCUGAACUACCGAAUCAAUUGCUCGGAUGCCGACGUGCGGAACUUGCUAGCAUCCGAGACCUUGAGGGAUGAGAAUCUAGCGAUUCUACGAAGGUACGAUCAGCUCUCCCUUUCGAGGCGCAGCCGAAAGGCGUUUGAAGACUUUGUGGAGUAUCCCAUAUCGCAUCCACCCUCGUAUCGCUUUGGCGCUGGGUUGUUGGCGGACCGCUUGGGGUACGAUGUCAAGCGGAAGCCAGCCUGGACAGACCGCAUAUUGCACAUGGCAUCAUCGGCGGUGACGGUGAAACAGGCGUCCUACAGCAGCCACUCGACCAUCACUAUGAGCGACCACCGACCCGUGAGUGCCGGAUUCGAAGUCCAGGUCCCCGUGGUCUCCCUCCCAGAAUAUGAAACCUUCGUAGAGCGCAUCUGGCGCGAUGUUUCAAGCGCGGAAUACGUGGAGGAGCGGCCGCGCGUGCGGGUUGGGCCGACGAACAUCGAUUUCUCCCUAGUCUCAUACAAGCGCCCUGUAGUAAGAACGCUGGAAAUCGAAAAUACCGGAAAGGUCCCGUGCGUGUACCGCUUCGUCCCUCAGGCUCCUGGUUCAACAUCAUGCCCCGGAUGGCUGCGCAUCGAUGCUAUGGCGGGCCUAGUGCUCCCUGGGGAAAAGGCCCAGGUGUCUUUGACGGUGUUCAUAGAUGACGACGUCGCGGCCCAGAUGAACAUGGGCUCGACCCGGCUAGAGGAGACGCUGGUCAUCCACACGGCUCUCGGAAGAGACCAUUUUGUGGCGAUAGGCGGAGAAUAUGAGCGCACAUGUUUCGCGACAAGCCUCGCUUGGCUUGUCCGAUUACCCGGACCUGUCAGGCAGCUGAAGUCGCCGAGCGACCUGCUCUCCGAAGACAGAGGUGUCAACGCUCCCCGCGAAAUUAUGCGCCUCGUGAACUGGCUCAUGAGCAAUGCCACUGAAGCUGAUGAGAUAUUCUUAGCGCGGGGAGACGAGCACGUCGUGCAACAGAUUCGUGAGAGCCUUGAUACAGGCGCGGAGUUCACAGUCGACGGACCUGAGAGCGGACCCAAGACGGCGCUGGCGUUCGCCGAUGCGCUCCUCCAGCUCUUGGCGUCUUUCGUCGAGCCGGUGAUCCCCGCCGUACUGCACGCAAAGUGCGCCGAGAUGACAAGCAGAGACGAGGCGUUCGAGCUCCUCGAUGCACUCCCCGUGGUCAACGUAAACGUCUGGAUUUCGCUGACGGCGUUUCUGCACUUUGUCGGGCAGCAAGAGUCGUUUACGGGCAAGGUCGAGCGCCUCGUGGCCAUCUUCACGCCCGUGCUAUUCCGCGAUGAUUUAGACUCCCCGAUGCCUGUCUCCGCCGUCGGUAAACGGCGGUUCUUGAGAUACUUCAUCGGGUGAAGGUUGUCCCGUCCGCGCUCUUCGUUCUCUUGGACUCGGGCUUAUGGACAAGUUGGAGCUUCACGGCAUAUGAGCGGGUCUGGGUAGCACAGUUGAUUAUAAUGUCUCGAACUAUCUAUGGUAUUAAGUUAUAGGACAAUGUAGC